UGGCCGCUGUUAGUAGUCGUCGAACAUUCGUACAGGAAACAACGUAUAUUACAGUGAUGUCCUUUUUAAACAACAAAACACUGUUUCCAAUAAAAUCUCUGCUAUUGUAUGUUGUGUUUUUAGUAUAGGAAAAUACGUGGUCAACAAACGUGAUAAACGUGGCGUCAUUUCCUGGUUGUCUGCGGUCAAAAAGUAAAGUGAAGACAAAUAUACACACAUAUAUAUAUAGUGACAGAGAAUAUAGUAGUGUUCGUUCUUUUAUUGCGUCGUCUUUGGUGAUUUGUUUUGACAUGUGUGUAGGCUGCCAUAUUGGAUUACAACAACCCUUAUAAAAAAAAGAGGCACACGCCACUAUUGUAUUCUGUUAGAAUUCGGAAGUCAUGAAAGGCGGAUCAUCAACCAAGUGGCGUAGUUAAGAUUGGUGUGGUUAAUGUCUGAUGGCGCGCGCUGGCACUCAACGCUGGAGGAAUCCUGCUCCAGAAGGUGACGAUGUGCAACGAUCGAUUGAGCUGCUGGACAAAGUGCUCUCAGAAUACGACGAGCACGAAACCGAGGGUGAAGGUGGCGGCGGCGGAGGCGUCGGAGGCGUCGGACUUGGCGAUUGCGGUAGCAGCACGGAACCUAGUAUCGGUCUCACUCCAGACGACGAGAGUCCCUCCUUAGGGCAUCAGUCAGAGGACGACGGCUAUAUGAGUAUGAAUGGACGGAAAGCAAAAAUGGCGUUGGUAGCACUACGUCCGGUUCCAGACUGUCCUGAACCGCAGGAUUGUGCAGGAGUUACCGCUCCGGAGUUUCCUCCGCCACCGGAAGAGGCAGAGCGCAUUAUCUCUACACUUCUCCCCAUGGUUUCUCCAGGAAACUCGUCAAAGAGAAGUGCUCAACCGUCUGGUCGUCGAAAUGGUCGACAGCAGUGGAUGGAAGAGUGUAAACGUCAUGGACACGCCGUUACCACUCAAACUACCCUGCCAAAAACGCGGCACCAACGUCCAUACGGUUGGGAAAAUGGAAAAGGCGAACCAUUCCGAUUGGCGAAACCACCGAGUCCACCGAGUAAAUUUGCUAGUCUCCCAUAUGAUGGUAAAGUAUCAUUCAAUUGGAUACCACCGAGAACGUGUCCGGCUGCAAUUGAAAAACAUCGUGAAGUUCGACGUCGAUCAUCGGAAGAGGAUCUCGAUAGUAAAAAUCCAAGUCCAGAAAAAGAGAGAUCAUCCCACAUAAGAAAACAAAGGCAAAAUAAUGAAAUUAUCAAAUCGAAUAGCGUUGAGGAUCGACUUUUAAUGAAUCAUCAUAAUCAUCAAAAUGGUGGUUCCGAUGAUGUGGAAUCAUCAUCGCGUCGUCGUAAUAAUUCUGAUUCAAGUGAAGGUCGUUUUUCCCGAAAUUCUGAGUCAGAACGUUCAUCAAUACCACGCUCGAGUUCAGUGAGCGUUGAACGUUUUUCAAUGAGGGCAAAUUGUGAUUCAUCGGAUUUUUCACGUGCCAAUUCAACGUCCAAUGAAAGAUUUCAUUCCGAUUUUUCGAUAGCUGUUGCCAGUGCAAGUUCAAAUGAUCAUGAUAUUGAUGAUGUUGAUAUACCAUUGUCAAAUCCAUUUAAUAUUAGAAAUUUGGAUUUUGUUUCAUUUUCAUUGCCACGCGCCGAAUCAAGUGAAAGAUUUUCAGCACAAACAUCCGAUAGAUGUUCGGAGGAACAUUAUUCUGAUAGAUUUUCAACAAGAAAUUCUGAUUUCUCAACGAGAAACUCUACGGAUUUUAGAACACAAUCGGAGGAGGAACAUUUCUCGGACGAUUCACUUGAGGAGAUGCUACCACCACCGCCACCAAUUAGCAAAAGACACUCAAUCGCUUGGGAAGUGUCGCUUGAGGACGAUCCACUUUAUGCGCCUGGUAGUACGAAAGUUGUUGGUAGAAGACGACGAAAAAGCAGCGACAUGUCAAGCGUUGGUUCAGCAUCGAAACUUAGGGACUUUGACGAUUGGCAAGAUCCUCGUGUUUCGACAACUGAUGAUGAUUUAAUAUCGCCAUAUUCUGAUUCAUCGACGAAUGAUCUUGAUCAAAUACAACCGCAGGAUUUGUCAAAAAGUGGAACUUAUGUAAUUCGAAAGGGUCGUAAGAAGGAGAGAAAAAUUUUACCAAAUUCACCAACACAAACAAAAACAAUUGAUGAUAAUGAUGAUAAUCGAUUAGCCGAGGUGAAACGUUAUUCAAGUACAUUUGACAAUAUCAAAAGUCUUUUGAAAGAAGGCGAAGGAAUGGAAAAUAAUUCAUCAACAAUUCCAAAUGAUUUGAUACGUGUUAUUUCACUACCGGCGAUAAAUAAUGAAAGUGGAAGUCGAACACAACUUGAAAUAACCGUCGAGGAAGAAGAAUCAUCUGAUAUAAUAAUCGAUAAUAAAAAUCGAUCUUAUGUAAAAAAGAAUAAUUACGAUGAUGAUGAUGAUGUUGAUGACGAUGUGGACGCUGGUGGUUUUUCUGGAAAAUUCAAUAAUUCUACCUCAAUGUCCAAUUCGAAAAGUUUGGACGCAAAAAUUGCCGUCAAUCAUUUCCUUGAAAAUAUACCGGCGAGUACACGAAAAUUGUCAAAUGAUCAACAACAUCAUCAUCGUUUAGAUUCAAAAAUACCAGUGAGUUUACUUAUUGAGGAUCAAAUUGUGAAAAAAGCCUUGAAUGAAAAUCGACGACAAUUGGAAAAGGUCAGUGAUGCAAUUAAGGAAAUUGAGAGUGUAAAAAAUAGCGAAUCCUACAUUGAUAGUAGUAAACGAUGGCGUAAUGGUGAUGUGAGAACGAGUUCAAAAAGAAAUAGUUACGAGAAUGAUCAACAACAAGAGAAAAAAAUUGCUGAUAAUCCCUUUGAUAAUCGUCCAAAAAGACAACAAAGUUCCGAUUCUGAAACAUCUAAAACAUCGAGCUCGGAAAUUGAUUUCGAUCGAAGAAAACUCAAUGGGAAUGAGGUUUAUUCAUCGGGCAGGCGUAUCCGGCAAAAUGGUAUCGAAAACCAUAAAAAUGAUCAGAAACAAAUCGAGAAUGUUAUCGAUGCUAUUCUUGAGGAUUCGAAGAAUCCAGAGUUUCAGGUGAGCGUUGAAGUUCUUGAAUUUCCGCCUCUACCACCAUCGCCAGUUGAAGAAGCUGACGAGGAAAGUUCUGAUGUGGGAAAUAAUGCCGUUAUUUUAACGAAAUCGAAAGCCCACAAUAAUCGAACGGUUGAAUAUAGACCGCGAGUACCUCCUCAUCGUGGCCUUAGCACCGACUCCAAGGAUCAUCAAAAUUCCCUUAACACAAGGUCCAUGGACGCAGGAUAUUCGAGAAGUCGACGAACGCCCACUGCCAGUAAUUCUAGACGAGAGGUACCUGUGGAACGAAGAACACUGCCAACAGAUUUACCAGGACCAUCGAGAAGAAGACCAUUCACGAAACGACAUUCGCCUUCAACAGAAGCAUGUUCAUCAAGCGGAAGUGGCGGCGGUGUAAUUGGAAAUGUCGCUACAAGUUCAGGAAUGCAAACGUCCUGUUCACUUCCGGAAACUCCUGUUUUUGCGAGAGGCAGCGAUAUUCCUCGGACACCCCAACACGGCGGAAAUCCAACGCAACCACGCCGACAACCCGGAUGGUACGCUCCCACCACAGCGACAACAGGGUAUCGGAGGAACAAUCCGGGAUUGGAGCAGGCAAUAAUUGGAACUGAAUUGCUGCGAUUGGCAGGCGGUCCAAAUAGAGGCUGGUAUCCAACGAGAAAAGCAAAUCAACCACGUCCAGCGUCAAUUGAACAUUUGGAGCGCCUUAACAGUACAUACGAUGCGAGACUUCCUGGUGCUGGUGAUCAGAGGAAACCAUUGACACUACCGACCAAUAUCACACCCAACAAAUACUUCGGCCAAAGUAAGCACAGCUCAGCCUCCAGUACACGCGAGGCGCUACGGAGGGUCACUAGCUUGCUCAUUAAGAAAGGAGGCGGAAGUAAAGAUGGAAAAGGAGGAAAAGACAACGUUGCACCUUCUGGUCCAUAUACAGUUGAAGCAAGUGAUGCGCCUAAGAAGAAAGGAUUUUUCAAGAAUUUUUGGAAGAGGUCACGUCACUAUUCUCUGGAAAACCAAUAGCCCAGGUGCGCCAGAGUAACCAAUCGCCAACGACAGCGCCAAGAAAAUCAUCAUCAACGCCACAUUGCCACCACAACUCUUUCAAGUAACCCUUGCUGUUGCAUUAUCCACUAACACAUGGACUUUUAAAAAAUUAAAA
This is a messenger RNA of Leptopilina boulardi, 4227 nucleotides long. RefSeq lists its product as uncharacterized. The coding region runs from base 438 to 4088 and encodes 1216 amino acids. The record is from RefSeq and is a predicted model, not a curated record. The transcript is spliced from 13 exons. NCBI's taxonomy places the organism in Eukaryota, Metazoa, Arthropoda, Insecta, Hymenoptera, Figitidae.